UCGGACUUUCGUUGUUGAAACACCUAGUGGACCUGUUCGUGGUUUGGUGUUGCGCACAGUAUGGAAUUCGGUCAAAUAUUCUUCGUUCAAAGGGAUUCCCUAUGCGAAACCACCCCUUGGUGACUUGAGAUUUAAGGUGAAUUAAAGUAAAACACUUCUUUUUUUCCGAGUGUUCUUGAUCUCACUUCCAUUGUUGAUUACAAUACGAAACUCGAACCAAAAAUAUCGAAAUAAAAAUCAUAUGAAAAAUAAGUAUCUCUUUACGAGGGAAAAAUAAAUAUUUCUUGCAUUUAACAGUGAUUUCCACUUACGGACAGAAUGCUUCAGUGAUAUUCCAUAUAAUCGUUUCAUUUAUUUUGAUUAUUGCAGCCUCCGGUUCCGAAAGAACCAUGGAAAGGUGUGUUAAAUGCUUUCGAAGAGGGCAAUAUGUGUCCUCAGUCGGAUUACGUGACGAGCGUAUUUAGUGGUCACGAGGAUUGCUUGUAUCUGAACGUGUAUACUCGUGAGAUGAUAUUCAAGGGUAAAGUAAGAUUGAGACCAGUUAUGGUGUGGUUAUACGGUGGUGGCUAUAUGUCUGGUCAUUGUAAUUCGUCCUUAUACGGACCUGAUUUCUUUAUGGAAGAAGAUGUUGUUUUGGUCACCUUCAAUUACCGACUUAGCGUUUUAGGAUUUCUGGCGCUAAAUCAUCCGAACGCAACGGGUAAUGCUGGUUUAAAGGAUCAACAGUUGGCUUUUCAAUGGGUACAAAGCAAUAUUGCCGCGUUUGGGGGCGAUCCAGAACAAGUGACAAUUUUUGGGGAAAGUGCUGGCAGCACUUCCAUCGGUUUUCACAUGUUAUCUGAACGAUCCAGAGGACUGUUUCGUCGAUCGAUUAGCAUGAGUGGCACACCGUUGUGCCCCUGGGCGUACCAUACACCGGAACAGAUGAUUCAUAAUGCUUAUAAACUCGCUGGCUUUCUUAAUUACGUACCUAAGAGCAGGGAUGAUUUGUUGAAUUAUCUUCGUCACGCACCUGCGAUCAAACUUAUAAGAGCAGCGGAAAAAGUUGACCUGAAUAUAUUGCCAUUUCGACCGACUAUAGAAAAUCCCGAUAUAGAUCCUACCAACAGCUCGUUUCUAACAGAAUGUCCCAUAGCAAAAUAUCAUAAUGGAGACUUCUAUCAUCACGAUAUGAUGUUGGGUUACACUCGCAACGAAAUUCUUCUCUUCCUAGGUCCGCCAAUAGGAGUGGCAAACAUGAUCGACUGGGCCAGAAAGUAUCUCCAGAGCAUAAAUACAUAUAAUGAGAAGUAUACCAAAGAACCAAUAGCACUAUUCGCGCAAAUUAUAUGCAAUUUUUUUAACACCAGUUAUAAUAAGCUGGAGAAGAUCGCGAUGGAUAUACUCUUCUCUGGCCCCAUAGAUCUGACUCAAAGGUUAAUUACUACGCACAAUAAGGGUCACUCUAUCUAUUAUUAUAGAUUAUCGUAUCAAUCAAAGUACUCUUGGCACAUAGUUGAUCACAAUCCAUUGAAUGGGACUGCUCAUUUUGACGAUGUUGGAUACAUAUUCAAUUCAAAUGCACUUCGUGCACCUACAAAUCCGAGACAUAGAUUCAAUCGAUUCAGAAAAAAGAUGGUGAAGCUGUGGGCUAAUUUCGCCAAAUACGGAGAUCCUACUCCAAAGAAUCAUAGUCGUUCGCAUCUCGACGUCAAUUGGACAAAUUCUGGGCACAAUGGUCUUCAACUAGACAUUAAUACAGUUUCCACGAUGCAUAAACGUUUGAUCGAUGCAAAAACUGAAAGUUUCGAAAGAUUGUACUACAGGGUACUGCCAUUGAUUUCGUCUUGCGUGAACAAGCCUAUAAGGUUUUUAAAUUGUGUCUGAUAUUGUUGUAUAUUGUUACGUUUAAUAAAAUUAAGAAGAAAA
Bombus huntii is the source of this 1908-nucleotide messenger RNA. RefSeq names its product juvenile hormone esterase-like. The transcript is spliced from 9 exons. The record is from RefSeq and is a predicted model, not a curated record. NCBI's taxonomy places the organism in Eukaryota, Metazoa, Arthropoda, Insecta, Hymenoptera, Apidae. The coding region runs from base 427 to 1866 and encodes 479 amino acids.